This is a messenger RNA of Lycium barbarum (goji berry), 1779 nucleotides long. RefSeq lists its product as uncharacterized. The record is from RefSeq and is a predicted model, not a curated record. The coding region runs from base 293 to 1327 and encodes 344 amino acids. The transcript is spliced from 6 exons. Lineage: Eukaryota; Viridiplantae; Streptophyta; Magnoliopsida; Solanales; Solanaceae.
UGGGCAGGUUUUGAACAAAUAAGGCGGAUCCCUUAUUUUUACCAAAAUUCAAUUUCCCGCCCCACAAAUUCGCCCAAACUUUACUCAAACCAUUUUCUCACACAACAAUAAACUCCCCAUUUCUCUCAAAACAAAGAAAAAAAAAAAAAACCAACCUUUAUCUUUGAAGCAGUUGCUCUAAAAUAAAAUCAAGAUUCCAUUUUUCAAGACUGUACAUUUAGUUCGAACAAUCUUUCUUGAUUUAGUCUUAGAUUUUUUCUCCAAGGGUUCAUACUGGAUUAGUGAUUUAAGGAUGGAUGAAGAUAAUGCUAUUGAAAGGCGUAGCAAAAGUCGUCCUGUUUUGGGAAAUAUAACAAAUCAGGUUGGAACUAAAAGACCAUUUUCUUCACUUUUGGGCAAUUCAAGUCUAAAAUCUGUAGAUAGGGGAAGUGAAAAUGUAGGGAGCAAAUUUGUUUUGGUUGAUGACGGAAAUAAUGCCAAACGUGUUUGUGUUGCUCCUCGUCCUUGUAACAAGAUUUCAUCAUCAAAGGUAGAUGUUGUAUCAGGGAUUUCAAAUUUACCAAAUCAAAACCAGGAUCCCAAUUUGUCACGUGUUGAUUCAUCUACUGCUAUCUCCCAAAGUAUAAUCGGAGAUACCACCGAGAACAAAAGUGCUUGUGGGAGUGCUAUUGAAAAGAAAUAUUUUGAAGCUAUAAAUGAUAAGGAUUGUUUGGCAACUGGGGUGCCGGUGCCAGUGCCGGCAUUGUCCGGAACGGAAGACCAUGAUGCUGUUCCGAGUUGUGAAAUUAACGAGGAUAGCGAGGGUACUGAAAGUGACACAGAUAUAUUUCCUAAUGGCCCUGAUGAACAAGGUCUUGAUAAUCUAGUUAUGAGUCAGACUGGGUCAGUAGACUUUGCAAGAUUGCCAGAGUCACAGGAAUCAAGAGUUAAACUUGACACAUGUGCAGGAACAGAAACUUGUGAGAAUAAUUCAAGUUUAAGUGCUAGCAUUGAGUCAAUCAAAGCUUGCUCUUGUACCUUUUGCACCAAAGCUGCUUAUAUAUGGUUAGACCUCCAUUACCAGGAUACCAAGGGUCGGAUAAGUGCCAUAAAGAAGAGUCAGAGAGAAGCAAGUCUUUUAGUUGAAAGAAGUUGCAAGGGUAAAGAGAUUCAGAAGGAGGAGGGUCCAGAAAAGGAUAUUGAAGCUGCAAAUCUAGAGUCAAGUUUAAUGGGUCACUGGAAGUCUCUCUUUCAACACAUGGAGCAUAUUUUUCAUAACGAAGCUGACCAGCUAGACAGACCAAAAAGUCAAGCAUGCCACAUAAACUGGGACGGAGGGAGUAAUUAGAGAUGUAGUUGCACUUGCGAACUGCUGACCAGAGAGAAAUAUUUGAAGGAAGGUAGUUUAGUUACACUGACCGACCUCAAAGAUAGAUGCAAGGCAGACUUGGAUUCGUUCAAUGGGACUUCAGAGAACUGCUAGUUGGUUCCAAAUCUUUUUUCUGUUUAAGGUUGUUACUUCACAUUCUACUAGUUUGUUUGGUGGCUCGUUUUCACAUGAUCUAUUGUACUUGUGAAAUCUUGUAUAACAGUCUGGUUUAUGUAAAGUGGUUUAAAAUGGUGUAACAUUCUUGGUGAUCAUACAUCACAACAAUAUGAGUCAUUAGAUGAGUGCUGCAGUUUUCAUGAUAGUUUGAGGCUAUAUAUCGAUUGCUUUCUUCAAACUAUCAGUGUAUUUUUGUGCAUACGAGCCAAUCAUUUCUAGUGCCUUGCCGGUUGAGCAAAUGUCACUUUAAUGUA